Messenger RNA from Ananas comosus (pineapple), 2235 nucleotides. RefSeq names its product proline-rich receptor-like protein kinase PERK1. Gene Ontology annotation, biological process: protein phosphorylation. Gene Ontology annotation, molecular function: ATP binding; protein kinase activity. The record is from RefSeq and is a predicted model, not a curated record. NCBI's taxonomy places the organism in Eukaryota, Viridiplantae, Streptophyta, Magnoliopsida, Poales, Bromeliaceae. The transcript has 8 exons. The coding region runs from base 132 to 2003 and encodes 623 amino acids.
CCCACUAUCGCCACUCUUGAAGAUAAAGAGAGAGAGAGAGAGAGAGAGAGGGACAGGGAGAGAUUCGAAGCGAAGGAAACCCAAAAAGCCAAGAGCCAAAGGCCGGAUCUCGACCUUCCCCGGCGCCGGCGAUGUCAACCUCGCCGCCGCCCUCCUCCGCCGCGCCGCCGCCGACCUCNUCCCCAUCUGCGCCGCCUCCCGCCGCCUCCUCUCCUCCUCCGACCACCUCCCCUCCGCCGUCACCUCCGGCUCCCUCCUCCCCUCCCCCCUCCUCCUCCCCUCCCCCGUCCCCAGCUACCCCGGCGAAGCCGUCGACACCAUCGAACUCUUCGUCUCCUCCCCCGCCGCGGGGGGCGUCGUCGUCCCCGCCGCCGCCCUCGUCGGAGCGAUCGCCGCCGAGGGCCCUGUCACCGCCGUCGCCGCCCUCGUCGGGGAGCUCCAUCUCGACCCCGCUCGUGGUGGGAGCCGCGGUGGGGGGGUUGGUGGUGCUGUUGCUGGUGAGCUUGAUGUGCGUCUGCUGCUGCAGGAAGAAGCGCCGCCGUCCGCCGCCGUUGCUUCACUACAGUGCCCCUCCUCCGCCGCCUCCGCCGCCGCCGCCAUACAAGGAUGAUCCAUAUGGCGGACAGUACCAGAAUUGGCAGCACAAUGCUCCCCCUCCUGCAGGCCAUGUUGUCCAUGCACCUCCGCAUCCACCUCCUCCGCCUCCAUUCGCAGCCCGCCCACCUCCACCCCCUCCUCCUCCGCCGGUGAUAAGCAGUAGCGGUGGUUCUGGCUCCAAUUACUCUGGCAGCGAGGUACUCCCUCCACCGUCACCUGGUGUUGCCCUUGGAUUUGGAAAAAGCACUUUCACAUAUGAAGAAUUGGCGGUGGCAACUAAUGGGUUUUCCGAUGCUAAUCUUCUUGGCCAAGGCGGUUUUGGUUAUGUGCAUAAAGGAGUCCUUCCGAAUGGUAAGGAAGUUGCUAUCAAGCAGUUGAAAGCAGGGAGUGGGCAGGGUGAGCGGGAAUUUCAGGCAGAGGUUGAAAUUAUCAGCCGUGUGCACCAUAAACACCUUGUUUCACUGGUUGGCUACUGUAUUUCUGGUGGUCAGAGGCUUCUUGUGUAUGAGUUUGUUCCCAAUAAUACGUUGGAGUUCCAUUUGCAUGGGAAAGGCCGACCGACAUUGGAUUGGCCCACAAGAAUGAAAAUAGCUCUGGGUGCUGCGAAGGGAUUGGCAUAUCUUCAUGAGGAUUGCCAUCCUAAAAUUUUUCAUCGUGAUAUAAAGGCAGCUAAUAUUCUUCUUGAUUAUAAAUUUGAAGCCAAGGUUGCAGAUUUUGGACUUGCAAAGUUUUCUUCUGAUAAUAACACUCAUGUUUCCACCAGAGUAAUGGGUACUUUCGGGUACCUGGCGCCAGAGUAUGCAUCCUCUGGAAAGCUCACAGAUAAAUCUGAUGUUUUCUCUUUUGGAGUGAUGCUACUUGAGCUAAUCACUGGACGGCGACCUGUUGAUCCUAGCCAAAGUUUCAUGGAUGACAGCCUGGUUGACUGGGCAAGGCCUUUGUUGACUCGAGCUCUUGACGAAGGCACUUAUGAUGCCCUAGUUGAUCCACGGUUGGGAAAGAACUACAAUCCCAGUGAUAUGGCGUGCAUGAUUGCGUGUGCUGCUGCUUGCGUUCGCCACUCUGCAAAGCGUCGGCCAAAGAUGAGUCAGAUUGUUCGGGCCUUGGAAGGAGACGUGUCUCUUGACGACUUAACUGAAGGAAUGAGACCUGGUCACAGCCGGUUCUUCGGAUCGUACGGUAGCUCGGACUAUGAUUCGGUCCAGUAUAAUGAGGACAUUAAGAAAUUCAAGAAAAUGGCGUUCGUAAGUCAAGAUUAUGCUAGCAGUCAAUACAGUGCACCGACCAGCGAAUAUGGUCAGAACCCAUCAGGAUCAAGCAGUGAAGGCCAACCGACUCAAGAAAUGGAAAUGGGGAAGACAAAGAAAGAUAGUCACGGAUUUGACCGAGACUCUUCAAAUUUCUGAGAUUUUGAUAAGCUGUAAAGUUUGAUUUUACCCCAAAACCCGUAAUCCUGACUCGUUCGUGUGGAAGGAUGAUAGCGUGAGCGAUAUGUAGUUUUUCGUAGGAUUGAGAUGCUUUUCUUUCACCUUUUUGAUCUUCUACAUUAAUGUAUGUGGCUUCUAUUUGCGAUAUUCUGAAGAGCUAGCUGAUGAUUCUUUUCAUUGUGAAUAAAUGGUCCCAGGUGGUUUUCUUACA